AUGUCGUCACAAUCAGGCAUGGUCGAUCCGGCCAUCUUCCAGGACCUCCAGGCGCGCGUCGAUGAAGACACAGCUGUUCGUGAUGAGCUGAAAGACAUCAUCCAAGCGCUCGAGAAGCACAACCGCAAUGUUUCAUUCGUACUGUCAAGAGCACACUCGACACCUGUUGCCAACCUUCCCGAGGUCCUCAAGGCGGCCGAAGAGUCCAUCAACACUGUCGUCGAGGAUGUAUCGAAGCUGUCGCAAGCUGCAUCCAAGCUGCCGUACUACAAGUUCAACAACAUGUGGUCUCGUCAGAUGCAGGGCGCGGUCGAGGGUCUUCUUUUCUGGGGCUGGCUCGGCGGGUACAAGUAUGAUUCAGGCGAAAUCAAGGCCGGAAGACUGCUCACCAUCGAAGAGCUGGGCGAGAUUCUGAAGAUCCCAGUCAAUCUCAAGGAGCGAGACGAGUUCCACCUUACGCUUGAGGAGUACCUGCAGUCGCUCAUCUCACUCGUUGAAGAGCUGACUCGGUUGGCACGCAACGCCGUCACGCUUGGUGACUACGAACGUCCCAUCCUUAUCAACCAGUUCGUCAAGGACUUGUUUGCCGGCUUCCAGAUUCUCAACCUGAAGAACGACAGCUUGCGCCGCCGUAGUGAUGGGCUGAAGUACAGGGUGAAGGAUGUGGAGGAUGUUGUGUACGAUCUGUCGCUGAGGAACUUGCUUCCCAAGAAGGAGUAG
Messenger RNA from Ascochyta rabiei, 720 nucleotides. Its product is annotated as Translin-1. The transcript is spliced from 7 exons. The coding region runs from base 1 to 720 and encodes 239 amino acids. Lineage: Eukaryota; Fungi; Ascomycota; Dothideomycetes; Pleosporales; Didymellaceae. Gene Ontology annotation, cellular component: nucleus; cytoplasm. Gene Ontology annotation, molecular function: sequence-specific DNA binding; RNA binding; single-stranded DNA binding. The record is from RefSeq and is a predicted model, not a curated record. Gene Ontology annotation, biological process: RNA metabolic process.